Messenger RNA from Trifolium pratense (red clover), 2120 nucleotides. RefSeq lists its product as uncharacterized. The transcript is spliced from 5 exons. The record is from RefSeq and is a predicted model, not a curated record. Lineage: Eukaryota; Viridiplantae; Streptophyta; Magnoliopsida; Fabales; Fabaceae. Bases 144 to 1721 code for a protein of 525 amino acids.
CGUUAUCGAAGUGCAUAUUCCCUCCUUCAUAAAGUCUUCAUUCACUCCAUUCUCAACCACUCCCAAAACUUAGGGUUUCUCUCCGAACCCAACCCUCAAAAUUCCGGCGACUCUGCAACCGUCACACUCCCAUAUUCAUCUCCAUGCUUCACAACACCAUCACUUCCUUCAACAGUUCCUCAAUUCCAGAAAAAAUGGACCAAAAAUUGUCUAACCAACUUCAACCUCACUACCAACCAAUGCUCAAAGAAUCAAUCAACCGUUUCUUAACUGAAUACCGAAACGGAGCUACCAAUUUCACCGAUUUCAGCUUAAUCUUUUCCCGUACGCUUCAUAGUACCCCAGACCCGCCAAUUCCACUUGUGUGGUUCUACUCGGCGCUUGAAUUUCACACUAAUAGGUUGAGAAUGGGAAGAGAAGGUUCUGGAAAUUCGGUGAUGGCGGUUAAGAGUUUGUUUCAGUUGUUGGUUUCGUGUUCUGAUGGAAGUGUUUCGAUGAAGAGGAUUGGUGUUCUUGCGCCUUUGGUGUUUGAGAUUUACCGUUUGAUGGUUCAUGAGAAAGAAGUGAUGAAGAGUGAAAUUGAGGGUUUGGUGGAAGGGGUUGUUAGUUAUUGUAGUAUUUUUUGUAUGAAGAGUGAAGUUGAGGUUUUAGGUGGUGGUGAUGGGGUUGUGGUUUUGGAGAAGGAUUUUGUGGAUUUGAUUCCGGUUUGGUUAGUUGGUUGUGACGAUGGUGGUGGUGAGUUUGGGGUUGGUGAUUGUUUGAAGGGGUUUUUCCCUUUGGUGAGUGAUCAGGUUCGAAAGCGAAUUGAAAUGGGUUGUGAGGUUGGUUACUUGGCUGGGGUUGUUAUGUUUGAAGCUCUUUUGUUGAAAUUGUGUUUGAUUUUUGAUGCGGGGAUUACACGAGAGGAGAAGGAGAAGAAGUUGCAAGCUUCCGCAGCUCAGAUCAUGACGGGGUUUCAAAAUUUUUACUUUUUGGAUACCCUUUUCAGGAUGAUGUUGGAGCCAGCUUUGCCAGUGAUCUCCUUGCUGGGUUCUGAAAACGAAGUUCUUUUAAAAGAAGUCCUGUACAAUUCUGUGAUGAUGAUGGAUUAUUCAUUCAUCAAUCGUCAAGCCGGAGUUUCGCUGUAUGCCAACAGCCUGAAAGAUUUUGCUAUUAAUUGGUUGUUUGUUGCUGAGUUAGCUAUACAGUCUGCUAGGGAAAAAGGUGAUCAGGGGAAAGCUACUUCUUAUGUAAAUGCCUUUUGUAGGUCCUGCAUUCCCAUUCAAUUAAUCAACUGGGUUACUAGUCAAAGUGGCAUAGACAGAAAGAUCGGCAGGCCAUAUGUUUCCACUCCCAUAGAUCUUAUAAAAUGGCUUCUUGUUGUUGAGGAACACGGAUUGGCGAUAUUUGGUUGUGGAAUUGCCAAGCAUCGUGCAAAAGCUUUCCUUUUCACUUCAAGAACCGCGUAUAUGCCUCCAGUAGUCAAACCUCACUUUUUAAAUUCUACACAUGGAGGGUCCGUGGCAGAUAGAGUUCGUGGUGGUGAUGUAGAGAUGCAUGAUACUGCGGACACCAGAAGUUUGUCCGGUGAUGAUACAACGAACCCAACCACCACUACUGAUGGAACUAGAAAACGCAAAGAAGGAAUUGAGGAUGAUACAAAAGCACAGCUGAAGUAUAUGAGAUGCCAGUUUCCCGAGAAUUCAGUGAGAGAAAACUCGUUUAUAUUCAGGCAACAGUGAUGGUUUGUGGCUUGUGGGAGGUAUGGCAGGGUAUUUUGGUUUCACAAAGCAUAUGAAGUAAUGGCGCAAUAUCUUUGAUGAAAAAUUAUGAGAGGAUGCAGGGUAAGCAACUUUGUAUGGCUAUAUAUAUAUUAUGGUUAUUUUUGCUGCUAGUGAAUAGCAAACAUUGAACACAGCAUGAUCUUCUGGCAUAGGUGCCUUCAAUUUCAUUUUGGUUGGCAUAAUGCCAUGAAAUGAUGUACUUUGAAGCUUCAAAUUACUGUAACUGUACUAAUUAGGCAUCUGACUUGUUCUUGAAGCCAGUAAUAAGUAAUAACAAUACACAGUAGCCUAAAUAUAUUUGAAAAUAUAUGUUUAUCCUUUUAAAUAUUCAACUUUUUAUUUUAUUUUUGUUGGCUA